ACCACCACUACAAUUCUAGGGUUUUUAAGGAUUAGGGUUUCAUAUUAAGCUCUCUCUCACUCUCCCUCUCUCUAGAAACCCUAAUCACCCCUCACUCUAUCCAACCAUGGCUGUCGGGAAGAACAAGAGGAUAUCAAAGGGAAAGAAGGGAGGCAAAAAGAAAGCAGCUGAUCCUUUUGCAAAGAAGGAUUGGUAUGAUAUCAAGGCACCUUCAGUGUUCAAUGAGAGGAACAUUGGCAAAACUCUUGUUACUAGAACUCAGGGCACAAAGAUUGCUUCUGAAGGACUUAAGCAUAGAGUGUUUGAGGUUUCUUUGGCUGACCUUCAAAAGGAUGAAGAUCAAGCUUACAGGAAGAUCCGACUUAGAGCUGAGGAUGUGCAAGGGAGGAAUGUUCUCACAAACUUCUGGGGAAUGGACUUCACCACAGACAAGCUGCGAUCUUUGGUGCGCAAGUGGCAGACUUUGAUUGAAUCUCAUGUUGAUGUUAAGACUACUGACAAUUACAGCUUGAGGUUGUUCUGCAUUGCUUUUACCAAGAGACGUGCAAACCAGGUCAAGCGAACCUGUUAUGCACAGUCCAGCCAGAUCCGUCAGAUUCGCCGGAAAAUGAGGGAAAUUAUGGUUAACCAGGCCUCAUCCUGUGAUUUGAAAGAACUUGUUGCAAAGUUCAUCCCUGAGGUGAUUGGCAGAGAGAUUGAGAAGGCUACCUCAAGCAUCUAUCCCCUACAGAAUGUUUUCAUUCGUAAAGUCAAGAUCCUUAAGGCUCCCAAGUUUGAUCUUGGCAAGUUGAUGGAGGUUCAUGGUGACUAUUCAGAGGAUGUUGGUGUGAAGUUGGAGAGGCCAGCUGAUGAGACAAUGGCAGAGGGGGAAACCGAGGUUGUUGGAGCCUGAAGAGAGCUUUGUUUUUUAUCAGUAUAGUGAUACUUCCAUUCUUAGCUUGGUUAAGUAGACAGCAUCUGGAAGUUUUGCCCUUAUAUUACAUUAUUAUGAUUGAUGUGAAGAACUAGCUUGGUGCCUUAGCUUACAAAGUUUUUAUUUAGCAUUUUUUUUAAUGAUUUUAACAAGAUGAGAGCGUUUUGUUCUUAUAUUAUUCUUAAUAACAUUGAAACCCCAUUGCAUUA
This is a messenger RNA of Theobroma cacao (cacao), 1122 nucleotides long. RefSeq names its product Ribosomal protein S3Ae. Lineage: Eukaryota; Viridiplantae; Streptophyta; Magnoliopsida; Malvales; Malvaceae. Gene Ontology annotation, biological process: translation. The record is from RefSeq and is a predicted model, not a curated record. Gene Ontology annotation, cellular component: ribosome. Gene Ontology annotation, molecular function: structural constituent of ribosome.